Stegastes partitus (bicolor damselfish) is the source of this 404-nucleotide messenger RNA. Its product is annotated as protachykinin-1. The record is from RefSeq and is a predicted model, not a curated record. The transcript has 6 exons. Lineage: Eukaryota; Metazoa; Chordata; Actinopteri; Pomacentridae. Bases 1 to 402 code for a protein of 133 amino acids.
AUGGAUACCUGGAAGUUCCAGCUUGCUGUUGUGGCUUUCUGUGCUUUAGUGCAAACCUAUCAGGGACUGUCAGGUUGCGCAGAAGAGGAGAGAGGGUUGUCCAAAGACUGGCAGGAUGAGCCACUGGAGACUGUUCUCACCAACCCAGUGGACAGUCUGAUCAAAAGAUCCAAAGCCCUUCGCUUCUAUGGACUAAUGGGGAAACGAUCAGGUAAAAAGAAACCUUUUCAAGUAAACAGACGAAAUAAAGGAGAGACGUUUGUGGGUCUCAUGGGAAGGAGCAUCUCCAGUGGUGAAUCUUUAACCAGAAUAGUUCCGUCUGCAACAACCACUGCGAUCCAUGUUUCGGAGAAACCACACAAGCAAGGUUCACCAGAGGAAUGGAUCCAAAUCUUGUAUUGAUG